Molecule: messenger RNA, 1097 nt
Organism: Erinaceus europaeus (western European hedgehog)
Lineage: Eukaryota; Metazoa; Chordata; Mammalia; Eulipotyphla; Erinaceidae
Gene: HAUS1
Product: HAUS augmin like complex subunit 1
Exons: 9
Coding region: 355-1041 (228 amino acids)
Biological process (GO): spindle assembly; centrosome cycle
Cellular component (GO): HAUS complex; cytosol
Source: RefSeq, a predicted model, not a curated record
UGCUGGGCUCUCCUGGUGUGGACACUGCUGCCCCCCUGGCAUGGACGUUGUUGCCCUCCUGGUGUGGACACUGCUGCCUCCCUGGUGUGGACACAGCUGGUGACUAUGCUAGGCCCCCGGUGUGGACACUACAGGCAGCCCGAGUCCUGACGGUCCAGCCGGGCCUGCGCUUCCCUGUCACUUGCUGCUAGAACUCUGCACCAGAGCCACUCCUGCUCCAGCGUCCCACUCUAGGUUGCUGCAUGGUUGAAAAAAAUAUUUGGGGACCACCCUAUCCCACAGUACGAGGUGAACUCUCGGACUACAGAGAUCUUACACCAUCUUUCAGAGCGCAACAGGACACGGGACAGGGACAUGUCCCUGGUGAUAGAAGACCUGAGACAGAAAGCUGGUGAAUAUGAAGCAGAAGCCAAGCAGCUUCAAGACUUUCUCAUGGAGAGUGUGAGUCUCUCCCCUGCCAAUCUCUCCAGCACAGGCUCCAAGUUUUUGAGUGCCUUGGUGGACAGUGCAGUGGCCCUUGAGACAAAGGACACUUCACUAGCCAGUUUUAUCCCUGCAGUGAAUGAUUUGACCUCUGAUCUUUUUUGUACUAAAUCCAAAAAUGAAGAAAUCAAGCUUGAGUUGGCAAAACUUGAAAAAAAUCUAACUGCAACUUUGGUGUUAGAAAAAUGUCUACAAGACGAUCUCAAGAAGGCAGAGCUACACCUGUCCAGAGAAAGAGCCAAAGUUGACAGCCGUCUUCAGAACAUGGGCUUCCUUCAAGCCAAGUCGGGGGAGCUCAGACUUGCAAUCAAAGCUGCAGAGGAACAACUUCCAUCUAGAGGCAUGGAUGCUUCUCUGUCUCACCAGUCACUAGUGGCUCUUUCAGAGAAACUGGCAGACCUAAAAGAACAAACAAUACCUUUGAAGAAAAAAUUGGAGUCUUACUUAGACUUAAUGCCGAAUCCAUCUCUUGCUCAGGUGAAAAUUGAAGAAGCAAAACGAGAACUAGAUUUCAUUGAAGCUGAACUCACAAAGAAAAUUGACAUGAUGGAACUCUGACCAGAGCCAAAUAAACAUUGUUUUCCCACAAAGUAAAUUUGAUAAGAUUUUAAAGA